AUGAGGGGAGGUGGUGAUGAGACGCUAUUUUCCCCGCUUGGCCUUCGUGGUUGUGCCCGUAUACCCAUGGUACUCCAUGUACUAUGGGUCUUCCUUCUCUCUGAAAGCACCUUGACAGGAGCACUCGUACCUUCCAAUGGUGCUUGUGCCCUGAACGUCCUGCUUCCUUUCUCUGUCAACUUGGAUAGAACGGGAGUCAUGCCACCCGUGAGUACAGGUAUCUUUACUAGAUCCCUCCAAUACAGCAUGGGAUACAAUCACUUGGCGGCUGCUCUCAUGGCCAUGGAAGAUUUCAACGCGAGAAACGGCCGUAUUACUCCCGAACUGGAAACCCUGACGGAUUGCCCUGUGCAUUUCAAUAUCAAUGGCACCAUGUUUCUCGACACGGGAGUCAUGGGACAUUUGGGAAACCGAUUGGUAGUGGGGUUGUCUCGACUGGGUUUCGCAAAUCCCUGUGCAUUGGCGGGACCCUACUUUGACCUUCCCGCACAAAAUAUUGCUACGAUAGCCGCGGCUGCUCAGGUGCCGCACAUCCCCUCUCGUGGUUACAAUGUUCGCUUGGCCUUGGCGACUACUGCUCCCAUGACAACCAACAUUAGUCCAGAUAUUAUUGGAAUAGCACAGGCCGGUGUUUCCUUGUUGAAGAGAAUCAAACGCGACAAUUAUAUUGCUUACAUGCAUCCCAUCACGGACUUUGGAGUGCAGGCAGCACAAUCCUUUGGAGUUAUCCUCAACAAUUAUAAUAUUGAACACUGGGAGUUGUUUGGGUACUUGUCGCCCUUCUUUUCCGACGAAGACCUAGAACGAUCCAUAUCCGAUCAAAUGGAGCGGGUCCGAAAACGUGGAUUUCGAACUAUACUAAUCUCCUUGGAUGCCUACAUUUUGGAACUCCCAGAAAUUGCUGAUGCCGCUGCAGAGCUAGGAAUGCUCAAUGGAGAUUACGUCUGGAUCCUUCUCCCGUCGCUGGAAACACAGGCAAUUCACAACCUCAUUCGAUUCUCCGAACGAUUGACAAACCUUCCGUCUUAUGAAAACGUGGUCAAAUUUCUCCGCGGUGCUACCCUCAUUCUGGAAGUCGAGGGCUUUCAUUAUUUGGGCAAUGAAGAUCCCUUUUUGCGGGCAUGGAAAAAUCAAACUGCAGAUUUUGUAGACCGAGUCAAUCAAGCCUACACACUCAACACUCUACAAGCAAUCGAAAAGGAUCCCCUUAUUGGUUCGGCCUAUUUUCAAACGUAUGGCCCAGAAUCUGGAGCCGCGAGAUUAUACGAUGCCAUCCAAGCGAUUGGGCUGGGGGCUUGCAAGGCGCGAAAACAAUCGGAAACGGACAGUGUCAAUAGCACGUUGCAUUUGGACGCUAUUCGAAAGCUAGAUUUCACGGGGGCAUCGGGACACGUAAAGUUCGGGGACCCAGCAAAUAAAAAAGCACAAGUACGGUACCCGGCUACCAACGUGUACGGAAUAUAUAAUUUGUAUCCACCGUCCGGAGACGCGACAAUUCCCGAUCCAGACAAAUACUCGAGCUUUGAAGAAGCCUUUGUGCUGACGGAAAUCGUCACGGGUCUAAUGGGUCCCUAUGAAACCUACGAAGGAAAUUGGACCAAGGUUGGGCCCGCCCUUCGUUACGCCAGCGGACGCACAGAACCACCACAUCUGCUUCGGGAUGUACCGGAACAAAAUUACCUGCCCCAGCAACUGCGCAUUGUUGGAUUCACGCUUAUGAGCAUUUGCCUAUUUGCUUGUGCCGUCUCGCUGGCGUUUGUGGCUGUGAAUCGCUCGCAUCGAAUUGUGAGAGCAUCCCAGCCAGGCUUCCUAUGUUUGGUGCUGAUUGGUGCGGCUACCUCAUCGCUCGCCAUUUGUACUGUGUCAUGGGACGAAAGUUAUGGUUGGGACGAGGCAGCAUUGAGCAGUGCUUGCGUGGCAACUCCAUGGUUGUUUUGUAUGGGCCACAUCAUCACCUAUGGUGCUCUGGGAUGCAAGCUUUGGAGAGUGAAUAAAGUCCUCCAAUUCACUCGACGGAAGAUCAACGCCAGUGCCGUCAUAGGGCCCAUGGUCGCGCUGCUUUGUGCAACCAUCGUAGUCCUUGCUGCGUGGACGAUUCAUGACCCGUUGGCUUGGCAGCGAGAUGAAGUGGACAAAUAUUCGGGCGAAAGCAUUGGUCAAUGCGACUCUGAUUCGAUGUGGAUAUAUGUGCCACUGCUUAUGAUCGUGAUGUCCAUACCGACGCUCCUGACGUGCGUCAUGGCUUGGAAAACAAAGGACGUGGACGAAACUUUCACGGAAUCUUCUUGGAUCUUUAUCCUCAUCGUUGUCCAGAUCCAAGUGAUCAUGGUAUCAAUUCCGUUGGUUGUCAUCCUCAGAGGCAUCUCAACCGAAGGUCGAUACAUGGGUUUGAUCUUGCUGAUUUGGACUUUUCCAGCUUCAACAGUUACUUUCAUCAUGUAUCCAAAGUAUCAGGCUUACUACAACGACACCAUCGCUGUCAAUACGAGAAACAGUGGCGUGAAGAGCAGCACUCGCGGGGCUUCACAGGGCGUGCAGAUUUCGGGCAUCUCCGGGGUCUCAAAUGUCAGCAAAGUCAGCUCGGAAUUGGAGUCUGCCUUCCUGGGGGACAGGUCGAGCAAGGGAGAAAGAGACAGGAUGGUUCGGUUCUCAGGCGUUUCGGAGGCAUCCGCGGAUGUCGCGGAUGCUCGGUUUGGCAGAACGUCAAUAAUGGAGGAAACAUCUGCCGACUUUGAGGAGGAAUGCGUCUCCGAAAAACACGACAACGAUGUCAAUGCAAAGGCUGCCGUUGCCACAGAGGGAGAUUGUGCCAAUGACUCAAGCUGUAAUGGUGACUCCCCUGCCGAACAAUUGCCUGAAAAGGACAUCGUUGAAUGUGCCCCGCAAGAAGCCGGAAUCAGGAAGGAGAAGCAGCCCAGAGUUGCUGUGGAGACAACUGACGAGCUCGAUUCGUCUCGAGAACCCGCCACGCAGGAACACGAUGUUAGUGCUAGAGUGGAUGAGGGAUUUUCGGAUGAAAACGAUGACUCGGUUGAUUGCUCGAAUAUGAAAGCCGACGCCAUCGAGGAGGAUACUGCAGAAGACGCAGACCUUGCUGACCCCACAAGAGACGCAAUGUGA
Messenger RNA from Seminavis robusta, 3120 nucleotides. The record is from the annotation of a GenBank genome assembly. Lineage: Eukaryota; Bacillariophyta; Bacillariophyceae; Naviculales; Naviculaceae.